AUGAAUAAUUUGUACUACAAAAUAUUACAGGGUCAAUUGAAUUGGGGAUAUGUUGUAAAUCAUAUUAAUAUUAAUAUUAACGAAUCAUCAUCACCGAUAAAUUCAUCUUUUAAAGAAAACAAUUCUGAUACAAAUAAUGAAUCACACAUUGAAUUAGAUAAUGAUUUGGAUAUUUCAACUACAUCAUCGCACAGUGUAGAAACCGUCUUGGAAAUCAAAAAUUUGUAUGGUCAACAAACCCAACAAACUAUCACACCAAAACUUUUUGAUUCAGAUAACAUUCAACCUAUAUUGGCUGAUACUUUUCAAGAAGAAUCAACCAGAACUGUAGCUUUUGUGCCUAGUUUUAUGUCAGAGGGAGAGCCACUUGAAGUCGAAGAUGUUAUAAUAAGUCAUCAGGUUCGGCAUCAAGUUGCGAUUCCUCCUGGUUAUAAUUAUAUUCCACUUUCUAAACACGUUUCACCCGCAGAGCCUGCAAGAAUAUAUCCGUUUGAAUUGGAUCCAUUUCAAAAAGUUGUUGCAGAAUAUGCUAUCGCGCAAGCUUUGAAAAAUAAACAAAGAGUCAUUUACACCACUCCAAUAAAGGCUUUAAGCAAUCAAAAAUACAGAGAAUUAGAAAAUUCUUUUGGUGACGUUGGAUUGAUAACUGGUGAUGUUACUAUUAAACCUGAUGCAAGUUGUUUAGUGAUGACUACAGAGAUACAUUAUAUGAAAGAUAAAGUCUGUGGUGUAGUUUGGGAAGAAACUAUUAUUCUUUUAUUGCACCAAAUUCAUCCUGUGUUUUUAUCUGCAACAGUUCCAAAUGCUAUGGAAUUUGCAGAGUGGAUAUGUAAAAUACAUACAGAACCAUGCCAUAUUGUAUAUACUGAUUUCCAUCCAAUGCCUUUACAGCAUUAUAUUUAUCCUUGUGUAAGUGAUGGUAUUUUCAUGAUUGCAGAUGAAAAAGGAAAUUUUCACCAAGAAAAUUUUAAAAAAGUAAUAGUGAUGUUGGAUGUAGGUGCUAAUACUAAUGCUGAAUAUAUUGAUUAUAAAGGAAAGAAAAAAUCAUCACUACCACAAACAAUAAAAGGCCUGUCCGAUGUUUACAAAAUAGUAAAUAUGAUUAUGCUAAAAAAAUAUGAUCCAGUGAUAUUUUUUACUUUUAGUAGAAAAGAAUGCGAGAAUUUGGCACUGCAUAUAAAUCAUUUGGAUUUAAAUACUGACGAAGAAAAGGAUUUAAUACAACAAGUAUUUGACAAUGCACUUAACUUAAUUCCUGAAGAUGAUCAAAAUAUACCACAAUUCAAAAUAAGAUCACAGAAAUUGCGUAAACUUAUGGGAUCUGGAAAAAAAGGAAUUGGGAGAAACAUGAAAAGUUUGGAACUCGUUGGCGAGGCUCUACAACUUGAAUACAAUAUUCGCCAACAUCCUGAUAUUUGGCUUGCAGACCAUAAUGAACAAGCAAAUCAUAAAGCAGAUUACAAACAGAAGCCUGCCAUAGUUAUGUGA
Molecule: messenger RNA, 1488 nt
Organism: Entrophospora sp. SA101
Lineage: Eukaryota; Fungi; Glomeromycota; Glomeromycetes; Entrophosporales; Entrophosporaceae
Source: the annotation of a GenBank genome assembly